UAGUUCGCGUUACAGACGAACAGACGAGCUCGUAGUACCAGCGGGCAGUUUAUUGACGUCGCAUCCAACUAACUUGCUUUAAGCCUCUGUGAAUGUCAUCUAGUCUCAGUACCGCUGCAGUUGUGUGCGGCACGCCGCGCGCCAAAACACGCCUCACACACGAUCGUUUUAAUAAAAAAAAAAAAAAUUAAUAAUAACGAGAACAAAUGUCACUUUUCAAAAUAUAUUCCCGCGCGAAGUAGCACGCGCGAAAGAGACGGCCGCUCCCCGCGACCGCUAUUUCGGUGACGUCGGCCGGUGCAUAGCGAAAUAAAAUAAUGAAAAGUGGCAUUCAGUGAAUUCGUUGUGUUUACGCGCGUUGCUAGUUUGUUUGGCUCGGUAGUGCUGCACCGCUGCACUGGAGCGCUGCAUUUCUCGAUCGAAACGCAGCACCCUCUACCGGCCUGGCCGCCAUCGACCUGUCACAACAAUAACCUCGACGACGUCGUGGAAAACGCGAUGUCUCGACGAUUUUACCGCGACGAGAUCGGGGGCUCGCGAAAAUUGAUGUAGCGGCGUUUAUAUGAAUUUUUUUUUUCGAAACUUAACUAAGUGCGAAGUUCAGUUGCGCGCGAGCCGUCCCCGCACGCGCCUCGCGCUCCAGCGGAAAACAACGAAAAACUACGAAAAUCUACGAAAAGGAGCCGAAUGGACCCCGAGCUGGACUCGAUUCCCGCCGAAAUAACUUCCCAAGCUGAACUUUCAAAUUUCGCAACAGAAAAGACCGCGGUCGAUCCCGCAGUGAAAAUUUUUGCUCAACUAUGUGAUGUAGACCUCGUAGUGCCUUACGAACCAAAAAUUGUGAUGUCAUAGUGCAAAAUUAAGUAGAACUAGUUUAAAGUAUUAGUGAACUAUAUUUUGGAGCGGCGACGAACAUUUCUUAGUGCAUAUGGACUACUGCAUAGACUCUAUAAGGGUUGUCGCACGUGUGCCAUGGCGGAGUGCUCAUUCGCGCGCUGCCAGCAGGAACGAAGAGCUAUACGGAAGGAGCUACAGCGCUGGACGAAAAACAUGGUGUACAUACUAGGUCUAGAACGGGUGGCAGAGGAGUUGAUGGGUCGCAGAAAAUGGAAACUAUAUCAAGACGGAUUAAUACCAAAGCGCAUCGAAGGCGAACAAUCGAGCGACGAAGACUCCAUAGCUGCAUCAGACCCCCCUCCCGCGCUGAAGAUCAAGACGAUCGAGCAGAUCAACGACCCACAGGGAGAGAAAACGGAGGAAAAGAAGAGGCCAGAGACGAUCCUGGAGAGUUUGAUCAAGAGGCCGGCGACGCAACCGAAGGUAGAGGUCGCAGAGGUCGCAGAGGUCGCCGAGGUUGAGGACUGGAAGCCAGCGGAGAGGUGUUACUUCUGCGUGGACGGAGAGAGGGUCGAGGGAGAGGGGCCGGCGGGCGCGACUAGUCCCGCGUCAGAAUCGGACAGCAGUUCUGUGUCGGGCGCGAAAAGUCCCGCCGGACCACCACUGCUGCACCACUUACUGCAACUACAGAACCAGAACCCACAGGCCGUUGCACAGUUCCAGCAGAUGAUCGCGGCGCUGACGGCGCUGGGCACGGGGCUCAUCCCGCCGGCGCUCUCGCAGGCCUGGAUGAUGCAGCGGCUGGCGACCGCGAGACCGCAGACUGAGAGGCUAUCAGAAAGCGACAAGGUAGUGGCGCCAAGUGCGUCUCCAACGCUGACGGAACAGCCCCUCGACCUGAGCGCCAAAUCCACCUCCAGCACGAGCGGUACACCACCUCCUGACACCAAAAGUCUGGAUAACACCAGAUUAAAACGUGCAGUCCUAGAAGGGUCAAGCAAUAGCGCUACGAGACGCGCCUACACAGAGGAUGAGCUACAGUCCGCGCUGCGGGACAUCCAGUCCGGGCGGUUGGGGACCCGUCGUGCCGCCGUUGUGUAUGGGAUCCCUCGCUCCACGUUACGGAACAAGGUCAACAAGUUCGGCCUCACCACCGAUACCGGCCAAGAUUCCGAGCCCGAUAGCGAGCCCGAGAAGCCGGAGUCACCGCCGUCGGUCAUCCUCAAGAUCCCAACCUUCCCGCCGCCCGACGAGAAGAGUCCCUCGCCCGCGACGCCAGUCACCACCCCGGUAACGCCCAUCACUCCUAUUCUUCCCACACAGCCGCCGCUCCUACUCCCACCGUCGGUCUUCGCCGACCCGCCCUCCGGCCAGCACCUCUUCACGUCCCUCAGCGACGUUAUAGCGAAAAGCAUCAGUCAAAAGUUUCAACAGCCCCUAGAUCGACCGCCUCAGCCCUCCGACCUCCAGUUCAUGCGCGCGCCAGAUAGACACGUCUCCGUGAUAAAAACGCCCCCCGAUAACCAGAGGAACUACGCGAUGCCGAGCAACUCGAAGGCGCCGCCUAACAAUAACGGGCAGCCGGCGACCGGCGGGAAGGGCACGCGGCCCAAACGCGGGAAGUACCGCAAUUACGACAGAGACAGUCUCGUGGAGGCCGUGAAGGCGGUGCAACGCGGAGAGAUGUCCGUACACCGCGCCGGGUCCUACUACGGCGUGCCGCACUCCACGCUCGAAUACAAGGUGAAGGAGCGCCACCUCAUGAGGCCCAGGAAACGCGAGCCGAAGCCCCAACCGGAGGUCAAGCCGCAGCCCCCGAAGCCGCCGCCGAAGCCGGCGACGAAGCCGUUCGGGAACGGGCUCAACGGCCCCGAGGGCUACCCGGCCGGGUACCCGUUCUGGGCGGGCGGGUUCCCGCCGCCCGCGCCGGACCUGUACGCGUCGCACAUGAUGCGGCGCCUGCGCGAGGAGGCGCCGCCGGCCAACGGCUCGUUCCUGGAGGGCAUCAUCCGCUCCAGCCUGGAGCGCGAGGAGCCGGCCGCGCGCCGCCCGCGCCUGGACGCCGGCCUGCGCCUGGCCGCCGACAUGCGCGAGGCGGUGCAGCGCCUGCGCGCCGACAAGCUGCGCCCGCGCAACGGCACGCCCACGCCGCCCGCCGAGCCCGCGCCCGAGCGCGCCUAGCGCCACCAAAUAUCACAAUAGUUACCUAACGUCACAACCGACUCGAUACACGGCUUUACCGAUGCGAUAUCACAAUUAAUAGCGAGUAGACCGUUUGCGUUCCGUACUCCUCGAGCCCGGCCCCGCCCGGAGCCCCCGGCGGCGCCGAGCCCGCUCCGCACCGGGUUGUCCUAAAUUACGUUCCCAGUCCGGAAACCUCACUUUUCGACCUCGUUUUAAGUAAAAGACAACCAAAAGUUAAUGUUAUGAAAUCGACUAUUUAAAUAUUUUUAAGUAAAUAAAAAAAAAAACAAUGUAACAAAUUAAUUAUAAAGCUAGCUAUGAGUGUAAAUGUUAUCGAUUUUUAAGUGAAUAAACGCAGAUUUUGUGCGGUGUUUUUAUAAUUAGAUAGGUAAUAAUAAUAUUGAAUGAAGGAUCGCCGCGGCGGGCCCGGUCGCCCCGUCUCUGUCUGUCGCCCCGCGUGUGAGAGGGACGGCUGCAUGCGCGGCUCCGCGAAGCCGAAAUCGGACUUGUGCAAUUAUUAUUUUGUAAAAAAUAGUAAUUUAAUGUGUGUGUGUGCUAACACGUGGAUUUCCAUAUUACUAAAUGUGAUAUUUAGGUAUUACGAGUGCGGUUUGCGUGGCGCGGUGUUUACACCGACGUACAUACGUCUAGUGAACUUAUAUAUUUUAUGUACUAUUAUUGUAUCUUAAGAAGAUAAUAUUCUUAUUUUUCAUGGUCCAAGUUUUAAAUGUAUUAUCGACUAUACAACAAAUAUGAAUAAUCAUUAUUAUAUUCUUGUCGACUUUAAAAAUUAUUAGCCCAAAAAAAUUCCUCAAAAAAAAUUAAUAUCUUCAAAUUUGUGACAUUUUUUGGUGUUCAAUCGGAGUAUAUAACGGAGGUACGGUGGUAAAUAAUGUAUACGCUCUCACAGAAUAAAUUUAGGUAAAAAUAUUUGGAUAUUAUAAAUAUUAUCAUACGAUUACUUAUAGUAAGAUACGUGUAAAUGUGCGCCUCAUGGAAAUUUAAGAAGUCUUUGUAUUGUGUAUGUAAUUAAAAUAUACAUAUAUUAUAUACAAGUUAAAAAAUAAAUAAAUAUUGUCGUACAUUUUUUCUUCGGAGACCACGAAUGAUGUGAAAAUAGAAUACAGAGUCUGACUUCGACAUUUCGACGGUAAAUAUCAUAAUCUCAAGAGGACCUUAAGAAUGUAAAUUAAAAAAAAAAAACUAUAAAUGUUUAAAUAAUCUGUAAGUAUCAAAAUUCACAUACAUAUCCAAAGUCGAGAUGUCGAACACCCACUCUACUAUAGCAAAAAACAAAAAAAAAAAAACAAAAUUUUUUAUAUUCGAAAUUUAAUAGUCGAUAGCAUGUUUUCACCUCCAUUUCGUUUUCUCUGUGUAUAAUUUUUGAUGUCUUUUUAGCGUUUAAUCCUCGGAAAAAAAAAAUUAUAAUAACUGUUAUAUGCAUUUAUAUUGGUAAAAGACUUGUAAGAAGUAUAUAAAAGUAAAGACAUAAUGUCGCAGUGUAGCGUCGGCUAGGGCCCACCAGACCGCAUUUCAAAACUUUCCAAAUUAAAAUUAUAGAAAAAAAAAUCGAACAACUUUUUUUAAUACGUACACAAAUCUAUGUGUUAUGCCUGACAUUUGUUGAUAGCUUAAAAAAAGUUAUUUUGUGUAAGUUUGUACAGAAAUAAUAGGAUGGGACAAUUUGCAAAGAUAAUUUAGAUGUUAAUAAAACAUUCCGGUUAGAAUGUUAUUAGAUUUUUUUUUAAAUAAUAAUAUAAAUAUUUUUCACAUCGGGAACAAAUCAUUAUGUUGUUUAAUCUUAUUUUGUAACGUUAGUUAAUUUUUAAGUGGCUUUAUUUUUUAAAAUAACCCUAUAUAUAUGAUUAUAAUAUUAUAUUGAGAUGUUAUACAUGUCAUUGUUUUGUGCGAAGUGUUUGGGGUUCGAUCCCGGUUUAAAAGAGAGUUGCGACUGAUAUGUAGUAGAAAAAUGCCGAGUUGAAGCGCUCGGCCGGUUUGUACAAAGUGUAUACGCCGCCUUAACGUAUGUUAUGAACAGUGAUCUCCGCAAUCAGCUUGUCUACACUUCAUACACGCCAUUUUGACUUGCAAAAAACAUUUUUGUAUACUUUCAAAUCAAAUAAGUCAGAUGUAACGCCUUCUUCGAAACAUUUAUUUCCACUGGCAACUCCGGUGUGUGUUGCUAUCGCUUUUCAAUGAGGUCACUGGAUUUUAUUAGUGAAUCGUUUUUAUUGUAUAUUGUUCGAUAAUUUUUUCCACAUAGAUUUAAGAAUUUUAGUUAAUAACGUAGAGUAAUUUUGAAUUAAUAGGUAGGCGGUAGUAAUUCUUUAAUAUUUUGUUAAUUAUUUUUUUUUUUUCGUAUUUGUAAUGAAUUUCUUAAGGGUUAGGUUAAACUUGAACGGUCCUCACCGGUCCAGGAACAAAAGACAAUGAAGGGAAGUUGCAUUUUUUUAUAAAAGAAAAAAAAAACGCUCUUUAUGAUUCCGAGACGACGUGAUCUAGAGUGCAAUCUAAUCUUAGGUGUUUCUGAACGAAAUCGUCGCUCAAUAACGCUUUUAUUCGCAUCAAACGCGAAAACUAUAAAAAUACCCUUAAAAAUAGACUACAAAAACCGUUACAAAUAUACAAAAUCAAAUCUCAUGUCAAAAUAUCGAACGCGAGCGCAGUUUCGGAAAUUAAAAAAAAAUUACUUGUGUAACGUAUUCUGUAGUCUAUGAAACGUUAUAUACCUUAAAAGACAUUGCCAGAUCUUAUUUCUAAGCAUUCGUAAACACAUGUUGUUCGUUUGUGUGACUGUAUUGUAUAUAACCGUCCAUCGGCCGCAGGCAAAGCGACACGUCACGUUUGACAGAACGUGUGGCAAUGUGUCAAACGUGGCAGAACAUGUCAAACGUGAUAGGCCGUGCUGUGACGGUGUGUCACUUGGCCUCCGGUCGGGGCGGGUAGGAUGAACUUAAUGUAAGCUUCACCUAAUUGUUUUCCUUCUAUAUAUGUAUCUCUAGAAGAUUAAUUUUAAAAUUAAAAAAAGUAAAAAAUUA
Melitaea cinxia (Glanville fritillary) is the source of this 6059-nucleotide messenger RNA. RefSeq names its product mushroom body large-type Kenyon cell-specific protein 1 (gene Eip93F). Gene Ontology annotation, molecular function: DNA binding. The transcript is spliced from 7 exons. Gene Ontology annotation, biological process: regulation of transcription by RNA polymerase II. Gene Ontology annotation, cellular component: nucleus. Bases 973 to 3018 code for a protein of 681 amino acids. The record is from RefSeq and is a predicted model, not a curated record. Lineage: Eukaryota; Metazoa; Arthropoda; Insecta; Lepidoptera; Nymphalidae.